UACAUUAAUAUUUCGUUUUUAUAUGCCUUUCUAGUUUGUGCUUAAUAUCAUCACAUUUUUUAAAAUCCUCUAAUUACCAAAAAAUAAAUAAAUAAACAUUUGAAAAUCUCAAAAUAUAGUUCCUUAAAAUUGUUCUAAAAUAUAUGAUAGAUUUCGGUUUGGGAAGCUCUAACAAUGUGAAGAAAACGAAAGAAUUUUCAAUUGGGCGUAGGGGUAGUGAUAGUACGAUUUGGAUUGCACUCAUUAAGAGGACAGUAUCUCAUAAGAAAAAGUGUUUUAGGGACGAAAACUGCAAGUAAAGACACAUUUUGAUUAAAAAUGUUUAACGAUGUCCACCUUGCACGCGUCAGUAAAAUUCAACGCAGUGCGGACGUGGCCAAAGGUCCUGUUGAGCCAAAAUCUGUCGGUCGACGCUUUACUACACGCAACACCAAAGAAGUUCAUUUGGGAAAUAAUGUCACAGACGUGGUAUUUGUUAGUAGCAACUCUCCUAGAGCUGAUAUUGUCGUUACCAAGGAAAUUGAAUCGCCUGAUCACACUCAACGCGACAACAAUGAAAGUGAUAAUAACAUUAGCUCCUGUUCUACGCUGGAUAUUGGAAAGGUGGAAAAUCUAUCACUUCAACAGUUGGAAUCUCAAGUGCGAGACUUAAUGCAUCGUCUUCAAAUUUCUGAACAACAACGAGCGGAUUUACAACAUCAAUUGGAGGAAUGCAACGGAGAAAAAGAUUUGUGCCUGCGUCGAUUAGAAGUUGUCAGUGCAGCACAUGAAUGUCGCAUAACAGAAAUGCACUGCGUCAUCGCUGAGUUAAGUAAGAAAUUAAGAGCUAAACAAGAAACCGUAAUAAUAGAAGAAAACGAGCCUGAUGAGAGUGAAUUGAGUUAUCAAGAAGAUGUGUCCGUUUACAAUUCCGAGCUAAACUUGACCAACCCCGAUGCUGAAUGUCAAACUGAUAUAGUUGAAAGUGGAGCAGAAAAGUCGAUCUGUAAAAGUCAUAGCACAGGCGAUAAUGUCCAUUGCGUAGAUUUAACAGACCAAUAUCGGAUUAAUGAUGCGGUUAGCAAAGGACAAGUGGAGGCACUUCAAGAAGAGAUUCUACAUUUAAAAGCCCAAAUCGCACUACUGCAGUCAGAAAUAGCUAAUAACGAAAUCUCACCUCGUGAGCAAAAGGAAAGUACUGAGCAAUUCGCAUCAACGAUUGUUAGUGAAGACAAAAAUAGUGAAUGUGAUCCCAAAAGGAUGACACAGUCUGAAUUUGUAACGCCUCUAAACCCGUACGAGCUGUUAUCAGCGCCCCAAGUCCCACCACCUGUAGCGAAAAUAGCUGAACGUGUUAAAUUGAAAUGUGGCAGCAGGCCAAUACCACACAAGCAGGAGUCAAACACUGAAACAGGCAUUCCUAAUUCAGAAAUGCAGGACGGCGACAUAGUUGAGCACACUAUGACGAAUAGUUACUCCGAAAUAUCUCAAAUGGAUACGGAAAUACAGCGACUACAACGAAAAGUUGAACACCUGAAAAUGCGAAACACAAUUCUAUCCCUCUCACUAGACGAGUGUAAAGAACACUGCGAACACCUGUACUUACUUUGUGGCAAAUACGAAUCAAAUGCGAUAGCUCUGCAAACGGCAGUUAAUUGCAGUGAUCGUGCAAUAGAAGCUUACGAUGUUAUGUUGGCACUCCUGGAGAGCAAGUUAGCAUUAAUGUCGGAAAAAUCUCACAGCGCUGAAGAAAGUCGAAGAGCUGUAGAGACAGUGGCACGACACUUAUUAGAUCGCUUAGAAAGUGAAAAAAACAUUUGUGAGAAUAGUUUGGGGCCCUGGCAGUCAACAUUUAGCAUUCCGGAUAAAGUACGCAUACCAUGGACUACAGACGAUGACAACCGCUUACGAUACCACGUUUCCAAAUUGAAAGGACGCCGCUCAACUGUACAAAAUACUAUAGUCAAUUUGGAGUCACCGUUUAGCGACUUGUAUGAGAAAUCGCGCGUAGCCAUCGAAAGUAGUAGAGGAAUGGUGGAAAAAGUUAGUAAUACCCAAUUUGAUCUCGAAACGGCUGUAAUGAUGCAAGAAUUAUUGAAUUUGCGAGAGGAAAAUAUCACAUUGAAAUCAAAGAUGGAGUCAACGGAAGCAGAAAAACGUAUAGCCAACGAACGCAAUAGCUCGCUCGAAGAAGCUUUGCACCAAUUGCAACUUCAAUUGCAAUUGCAACUUCAAAUUACAACAGAUACGAGUAGCGCACUUUUCCAUCGUGAACAGAUUGCAGAAAAUAGAGUAUCGUAUUCCGAGUCAGAGCAUGUCGCACUUACAGAACAACAAUUGGUAGAGGCAUUAACACGCGAAUCUGAGCUUAAAAGUCGCAUACAAACGUUAAUUGCAUCCGUUACAGCUUCGCAACUUAACACAGAUGAACGACACGUUCAGCUACAGAAUAAUAUUCAGGAUUUGCAAAAAUCAAAUUUAAACCUAACACAACUCUUGGAGCAAAACAAGCGCAGAUAUCAAGCACGCGUGCGCAGAUUAGAACAGAGAAUUGUGGAAAUGUCAUUUGGUGCGGACAAGAAAUUUAGUGGAGAAAAAUGUAUUGCCAAUGAUAAUUGUAUUGGUCGAGACAGUUUCACUUAUAAUGCUAAAGCACAGCAGCCUCAACGUUUAAAAUCAAAAAACUCAGAGGAACUAUCACAGUCAUAUGAGUCACAACUACAAAUACAAGAUAUCGUGCCUGAGACUACUCUUUAGAAUAAUAAAUAGCGGAACUAUGUUCACAACAACAAAUACAAUACAAUUAAGUUCUGUUUCCUAUUAUUCUAGCCUACCAUAUGCCAAAUUCACUUAACAUUUUUAAUUAAUCUAAUCCAAUUCCAUUCGAGUGUGCCAUUUAUCAAUUGAUUUACCGCUUGGCUUAGCUAAUCGGGCGCCUUUGUGCAAGUAUGCAGUAUAUAAUUAAUUGUGCAAUAAUUACACAUGCACACUUCUGCAUCACUUUAUAUAAAGUAUUGUGGUAUCAUAAUUAAUUCCAUGUAUUCACAUAAUUAUACCUUAUACAUAAAUAUAUAUAUAUAUAUACGUAUGCCUAAGUAUGUUUUUGAUUACACAAUGCUUGUUAAUAUAUUACUAUUGUACAAAACGCGCUGAAAUAAAUUACAAAAAUUGAA
Bactrocera dorsalis (oriental fruit fly) is the source of this 3152-nucleotide messenger RNA. RefSeq names its product colorectal mutant cancer protein. The record is from RefSeq and is a predicted model, not a curated record. The transcript is spliced from 9 exons. Lineage: Eukaryota; Metazoa; Arthropoda; Insecta; Diptera; Tephritidae. Bases 319 to 2736 code for a protein of 805 amino acids.